UUGUGACAGGGCUUCUUUUGGAUGCAGCAUGGCAAGCUCUUCUAAUAUACUGAUGUUGGCUGGAAAUUCAUGAGCCAUCUUCACCAGCAUAGCCUUGGAUUUUUCUUUCACUGCCUCAACGACAGUUUUGUCAGGAAAAGUGUCAGCAUUGUAAAAGAUUCUUCAAAUGUCAUGUAAACUCUAAAAGGAUCAACUUUGAAUAAAUUGAAUCAGAUCUGAAUACCUAAAGAAACUCAUAAUAAGACAAACAAGAUGACGGUAGCAGUGGGAAGCAGGGAGGUGUAUUAUUCCUCACUAUCACAGAACAUAGACUUUCUGAGCUUGCCUGACCCUAUGUAUGACUUUGAUCUACAACAUGUUAUUGGAGAAGGAACAUAUGGGGAAGUUUUUGCAGCUAGGGAUAAUGUAAAUGAGAGGAUGGUGGCGGUGAAAAUAAUGGAAAACAUAGCAGACAAUGUGGAAGAGAUUGAGGAGGAGUACCUUGUGUUGCGUGAUUUAUGUCUGCAUCCCAACAUUCCAAUGUUCAACGGACUUUACCUAAAACCAGGAGCACAGCGGGAAGAAGAUCAGCUUUGGUUUGUUAUGGAGCUGUGUUCAGGUGGCUCAGUGACAGAUCUUGUACAAAGUUUGAUAAAGAGAGGCAAGAGACUUCCAGAAUUAAUUAUUGCCUUUAUUUUGAGAGAAACUAUGGAUGCCCUUGCUUAUCUUCAUAGAAAUCAUUGUAUGCAUAGAGACAUCAAAGGACACAACAUCCUACUAACAGAAGAUGCUAAUGUGAAACUUGUUGAUUUUGGUGUAUCUUCCCACUUGAAAGAUACCAUGGGAAAGAGGAAUACAUCUGUGGGUACUCCUUACUGGAUGGCUCCAGAAGUGGUAGCUUGUGAACAACAGUUAGACUACUCGUAUGAUGUUCGGUGUGACGUCUGGUCAGUAGGGAUAACUGCAAUAGAACUGGCAGAGGGAGAACCCCCUCUUGCUGAUGUUCAUCCAAUGAGGGCAUUGUUUCAGAUACCAAGGAAUCCCCCACCAAAGUUGAAGAGAGAGCUUGAGUGGAGCGAAACCUUCAGUGACUUCAUUUCAGAGUGCUUGAUCAAAGAUUUUGAAGAGCGACCAAUGGUUUCUGAGCUUCUGAGACAUCCUUUUAUUGAACAAGUUCCUGUGAAUCCUACUGAGAUACAAUUACAAUUAAAAGAAAUCAUGUGGAAACAGGAGGAGUUAGGUUAUUGUAAAAGACCACCAGAAGUCACUACUAAACAUGGUCAGUUGAAAACUGAUCGAAAAUCUCGUCCCCAACCUAUCAUGAUGGAUGAUCUGGCUGGUUUGGAAAAUUUAACAGAAGACAUCAUUGUUGAACAGCUAGCAAAGAGGUAUGGCCAAAAUCAGAUCUACACCUACAUUGGUGAUAUCUUAUUGGCUGUGAACCCUUUUCAAGAUGUCUCUCUUUACACAGAUGAGAUAUCUCUUGUUUACCGUAAUCAUGCAAAAGCAGACAAUGCUCCCCACAUCUUUGCCAUUGCUGACAGUGCUUAUCAUUCAAUGCUUCAUCAGAGGCAGAAUCAGUGUGUUGUUAUCAGCGGUGAGAGUGGAGCUGGCAAAACUGAAAGUGCUAACUUUUUGUUAAAACAAAUGGUAUCACUUGGAAAGGCUCCAAACCGUAACUUGGAAGAAAAGAUCUUACAAGUUAACCCAAUUAUGGAGGCGUUUGGAAAUGCAAAAACUGGUAUAAAUGACAAUUCCAGUCGUUUUGGUAAAUACUUGGAUUUGACCUUCACUCAACUAGGGAAAGUGACUGGAGCAAAACUCUCAGUCUACCUACUGGAACAGUCAAGAGUUGUGAGACAAGCUCUAGGAGAGAGGAACUUUCACAUUUUUUAUUACCUUUUUGAUGGUCUGGAAUCUGAAGGAAAGACAUCAGAUUACUAUCUAAACCACAGUGAGAGACAUCAACAUAGGUACAUACAAGAAUUUAGUUCCAACUCUUCAUGUAGAGAGGUAAACGUGAAAACAUUUAAUAAUAUCAAACAAGGCUUUCAACUCCUAGGUUUCCGUCUGAAGGAGAUUGAUACUAUCUACCGUAUACUCGCAGCUGUUCUUCAUUUAGGAGAUAUUGCUGUCAGAGAUGUUGAAGAUGAACAUAAUUCUAAUAAAAGCCUUGUGAACAAUGAAGAAAAAACUCGUAUUGUUGCUGAGUUGUUAGGGGUGGACACUAACUGCCUAACUGAUGCCUUAACUACUACAACUAUGGUUAUGAGAGGUGAGACAAUUACUCGACCUAACAGUGUACAGGAAGCUGAAUGCACAAGGGAUGCUAUGGCAAAAGCCCUUUAUGGCAGACUUUUUGACUGGAUUGUAAACCAAAUUAACAGACUCCUCUCUUUGGGUCGUAUAGUGUAUGGAGAACAACUGUCUGUUGGGUUGUUAGAUAUUUUUGGAUUUGAGGACUUCAAAGAAAAUUCUUUUGAACAGCUGUGUAUCAAUAUUGCUAAUGAACAAAUUCAGUAUUACUUUAAUCAGCACAUUUUCACCUGGGAACAACAAGAAUACAGAAGUGAAGGAAUAGACAUAGACCUUGUGAAUUACAGUGAUAACAGACCUGUUUUGGAUAUGUUUCUAGAAAAACCAAUGGGACUUCUGUGUCUUCUAGAUGAAGAAAGUCACUUUCCUAAUGCCACUGAUCAAUCUCUUGUUGAGAAAUUCCAUAAUAAUGUUAAGUCCAGGUAUUAUAUUCGGCCUAAAUCCAAUGCAUUACAGUUUCAUAUCCAACACUAUGCUGGCAAGGUAACAUACAAUGCUCACAACUUUCUUCAGAAAAACAGGAAUUUUCUACCUCCUAAGAUAAUUCACUUGUUACGACAAUCCUCACUGACCAUCAUUCAAACAUUAUUUCGAAUGCCAUUAACUAAGACGGGUCAUCUCUUCAAUCCUGAAAUUAAUUUUUCUGUUCACAAACCUUUGUUGAAAGAUGAUAUGAUAUCUAAGUACAAUACUCAUGGCCUAAUUAGCCAGACUCGAGCUCAGCAGACUGUUGCAACUUAUUUUCGUUACUCAUUGAUGGAUCUUCUUAACAAAAUGGUCAGUGGUGUUCCACACUUUGUUCGCUGCAUUAAACCAAAUGAUGAGAAACUUCCAGCACAUUUCAACUUGAAAAAGGUAGUACAGCAGCUUCGUUACACAGGCAUACUAGAAACUAUUCACAUUCGUCAACAGGGUUAUUCCCACCGGCUAACAUUUGCAGAGUUUUUGAGAAGAUACUGUUUUCUUGCCUUUGGAUUUGAGGAGAGGGUUGUUGUGUCACAAGAAAACUGUCGGCUGUUACUGCUAAGACUAAAAAUAGAUGGUUGGGCAUUGGGGAAAACAAAGGUGUUUCUAAAGUAUUAUCAUGUGGAAUACCUAUCCCGCAUAUAUGAGCAGCAGAUCAGAAAGAUCAUUGUAGUUCAGGCAGCUGCUCGAAGGUGGUUAGCAGUACAGAAGGCAAAGAGAGAGAGAUGGCAAAUUGCCCAGAGUGUUUUGAUAUUGCAGAAAUAUGCUAGAGGCUGGCUAGCAAGAAGAAGUAGAAAUUUAAAGAUGUCCAAACCAUUGUCCAGACCAAGUGAUGGACCUCAAAUUCCUCCAUGGAGAAGGGACACUAGCCCACAACCAGAUGAUGAUGUUAGGUCAGAAAGUCCAGCAAGUGAUACUCACAGUUGUACUCCUGAUGAGGCAGCCUGUACCAUACAAAAAUAUGUACGAAGUUACCUAACUAGAAGAAAAAUUCAACCACUCGUUGCAGAACGAAGAAAACAACUAGAAGAGAGACAGCAAACUGAGGAAGAUAGAGCAGCAGUGAAGAUUCAAGCUACAUGGCGGAAUUGGCAUGGGAACAGUAAUGUAUCGGAAAGGAUUCAGUUAGCCAGAGCUCGACAUGCUAGUCAACUUGUUCACAUGUCUCAACAGGUGCAACAAUAUAACCAAGAUGUCCAGAAACACCUCAGAAGAAACAGGCCACCCACCAGUCCAGAGGUCAUUCAGCCUGUUCCUGCUCAGUUCAUUCUACCUCAUAAAUUGGACAGCAGACCUAAGACUUCUGUUAAUGGCAGGCCUCACAAACUGCCACUCGUUCUAAACAGUUGUGAAGAAAACAGUGGUUAUAAGAGCCCAGCCCAAAGGACAGAUGAUGAGAUUGCGACACCAAGUUCUUCAUCUAUCUUCAGUUCUUUGGCUGAUGGGUAUCCAGAUAAUAUAACCCAGUUUUACAGUAGCAGUAAUGAUGAACAGAGUGAGAUCAUUUCUUCUGAUGAGCCUUGGGAUGCACCUCUACGGAAUUAUGAGGCCAAGAUUAAGCCUAAUGUAACCAAACAGGAGACAGAACUUGAUGUUAAGGGGAUGGUAAGGAGUAGUCUAAAAUCACAACUCUGGGAGAACAGAGAGAGAGAGAACCAACUUCUAGGAAAGUGGAUGGGUCUUUUGAACCAAAGUACUGGUGAUAAUGGAACAAAUGGAAGUCAAUCUCCACCUCCUAAACAACUCUGCCCAGCUUUUCAAUCUGACACAUCAGCUGAAUCAUGUAAUGGUAAAAGGCCAACUAUGGUGGAAAUAGAGUCCUGGUGGCAAAAGGGUGAAGAGAAGAAAAUUACAAGUUCUAGAAAAGAGAAAGAAACAUUACCUACUGCUAGUCCUGAAUCUCCUGUUCAGUUGGGUGCUGUUCCACAACAGACUAAUAACCUUCCACCACCUGUUGGCCAAAGCAAUGGAACUUAUCAGGGAAAAAUUGAUAUUCAUAGUAUGAUUCCUCCAGACUGUGUAUUAGACAAGACUGGAGAGCGUCGAGACAGCAGCACUGGGCCAUAUGACUUUAGGAGACUAUUACGAAAGACCACCCAUGCACCUACUGAAACUCUCCGAAGGUGUAAGGGACUAUCUACUAACUCAUGCAAAGAAUUCUAGAGAAGCUUGUAGUUAAGAAUAAUUAGGGUAUUUCACAUGUACAAGUGUAUACAUGUUUGAUUUUGUGAAUAUUUAAAUAGUAUCUUCCAUUUUUAGUAUAAAGUCAGAUUAUUAUGUUAGUGUAAUUGUGAUAUUACUUAUCACUUUACUGUGAUAAAACAUGAGCUUUAAUCAAAAAUAGUCAAUAUAGGAAAAACUGCGUUAAAACCAAAGAAAAGUAGAUGUAUUACCUCAGAUAUUAAACGAAAAUGGAUUUGAAUCAAACUAAACUUUUUUACUCAAUUUGUAUUGACGAAAGUGUAGUAUGUUCUUUCAUGCAUACAUUGAACUUGUCCAUUGUCAUAGCAGUUAUGAUGUGAAAAAUAUUAUGUAAAAACCAAUGUUUACUUAAAUAAAACAAUUAACUGUCUCUGCAGGUUAUAACAUAAAAGAUUUUCACAUUAAAAAAUUUUAAGUUAGAAGUUACAAUAACAACUGUAAGUCAUGUAUUGUUUUUGUAGGGUAUAAGUAUUUUUAGAAACAAAUUUUGAACUUCAUCCAUGUUGUUCAUGUUAUUGGGUAUCGUGUUAGAAUACAUUUAUACAAAAUAGAUUACAACAAGAAAGGUAUUUUGGAAAUAUAACAUUGGUUUUUUUAAAUUGUGUAUACUUUAACCCAGUAACUUAUGACAGGAUCUACUAAGAAGUAUGCUCGAAGAAUUCUAUUUUAUUCCUUUUAAUUUUGAAAGGUAUUUUGUACAUUUUUAGUAUUGGUUUUCGAUGAGAAACACAUAUAGAGAUUUAGUAAAGGUUAGUGUAGAAGCAAGUAGUUGGUAAUUACAAUAAAAUAUUUAUUUUCCGCUGUAAGAUAUUUAUAAUAUCCAUUAAUGGUACAGUCUCCUAAGUAAUCAACUGUUAAGUGGUUUAACAUAUAUAAAAUAUAUUCCCUUAUUUUAGACAACAAUCCAGUUUAUUUCAUUCAGAAUGUUAUUUAUUUUAAUUUAUAUCACUAUAUAAGGAGGUAGUUUUAUGUUAAUUUUCUUCCUUUUGUAAUAUGUUUUCUGUGUGUAUUAAUAGCCUUAAACAUAUAUAUAUGAGAUAGAUUAUUAAUGUGAUUGGAAAGUACAAUAGAAAUAGAUCAAAGUGAUUUUGAGAGAUUAUGGUCCUAGAUGAUUGACAAUGAAUAAUGUGGAUCCUACCUGUUACUAUUGUAUACUCAAUAGCCAUGCAAAGCAACGUACUGAAAGAAAGGGGAUAAAAAUUGAUUUUGUUUACAGAAUUUAAAUGUUUUUGAAUCCAGUACAAAACUGUAUUAAAUAUUCAUAAUCAAGUAAGAAAAAACAUUUACUUGAGGAUUAAUCUAGUUUUAAAGAAACUUGUUAUUAUUCGUCAGGUUAUUUUUUCUCUAUACAAAUAUUUGAUAAUACUCCACAGUUUAAUUCAUGUACAAACUUAACUGCUGGGCAGGAAAAAAAUAGUUUAGUCAAGUAAAAUAACCUUGAAUUUCAACAGUUCAAUUUUUUAAGAUAAACUAAUCUAAGAACAUAAAAUAACCUUCAUGUCUAGACAUUUAAGCUACUUUGUACAGUGUAAACACAAGAUGUAUAUAUUAAGUAACUGAGAUUAAUAACAAUAUAAAUCAUUACAAAGGAAGUAAAUAAAAUGAAAGUUUUAAAAAAGAAAACAUGAAAUUAGCAUUAUAAGGUUUUUAGCUCAUAACAUAUUUAUUUUUCAUAAAGAAAAACGUGUAUAUAGUUAUUUAAAUGUUCCAUGUAUAGUUUUAUUUUUGUUAGGUUUCUCUAUCAUAGAUUAUUUUUAAUAGCAAAAAUUAAUUAACAAUAAGCUAUGAUAACCUAAUUACCAACACUAGAGUAAGUUCAUGAAACUGCUUUGAUGUUAGUUGGUAUUUGACACAUAUGCUGACACCCACCCUACGUUAAAGGAAUUUGACAUUUUGACACUUUACAAAAGUAAUUAUAAGUUAUGAAAUAAAAGAAUCUAAAUGGACAUGACAUUAAAAGUUAAAAACUUUUUGGACAUACUAAAUUAUUUGUACACUAAAGCUAAAGUAAUAUGGACGUUCUAGGUCAAAGCAGUUGUGAUAAUUGUUGAAUGUAUUUUUUGUAUUUGUAACAUUGAAAAUAAGUCUCUUGCAAAAUUAUAUCUGUGGUGAAUUCAGAUUAAUUUCUUGGAAUUAGUUUUGAAUUAAACAACCAGUUUUGUUUAAACAAAAUUCAUUGUAUUAGAAAGGUUCCUGAAAGGGAUAAGAAAUUGUUUAAACUCUGGUACUUAUAUGGUCAGGUGAAAGUCAUACAUUCAUAAUUUCCUGUAGGUGGUUUUUGGGCAGAAGUUGUUCUUUUAAACACACGUACUUUAUCUUGAAAAUUUAAGUUACUAAAAAUGUGUUCAUUUCAUUAUGGGUAGAAUGUAUCUCAACAAUGAAAAGUUUCCCGUAAGUUCCCAGUAAUAUUCUAUGAAAACUAUUAAUGAGUAAAACAAAGAUGGGUGAGUUGUUGCUUGAGAGGUCUAGCUUGAUCUUAAAUUUGUCGUGAUAGCUUUAUAAUUUAUGUAAAAAGAGCUUAAAAUUGGUGAUCCUUCCGUUUCAAUUGUAUUUGAAAAUUUAUUAUAUGUGAUUUGCUUAUAAUUCUGUAAUUGCACUCCUACAGUUUUUAUGAUUUUCUUGGUAUAAGUUUUAUGUAAAAUACAUAAAUAUGAUUUUACUUUUUGUUUUAGACUUUAAAGAAGUUUCAGCAACUGUAAACUUGGGUUUAUUCCUUUAGUUACCCAUGCAUAAAGAUUUAAUUUCCGAACUCUUAGUAACACACUUUAAUGAACAGUAAGGGAAGUAAGGUUGUUCAGUAGAAAGGGUAACUUUUAUGUAGUGGUUCUCUAUACCUGUAAUAAAAAUUAAAGUUGAGAGGUAAUAAUACAAAACAAUGUAUUGCUAUAGUGUGCAGAAAAUCACGUAAAUAUACAUCAAGAUAUUGAUUAAUAUAAAAUCCAAUUGUAUCAUGAUUGUAUUCAAAACUUUAUUCAAUUUCAUUAUAGAAAGAACAUGUAGUGUUUUGUUUACUUUAAUAUCAGUAAGGAUCUGAAAAUAUUGUUAUCUGAAUUAAGAAGGUUUUAAAUUGUGAGAACAAACAAAAACUCGUUUGUUAAUGGACCAAAAUGUCUAAAAGAAAUUCAGUUCAACUUGUUUAUGUAAGCAAUAAAAUUUAGAUUUUAGCUGUA
Limulus polyphemus (Atlantic horseshoe crab) is the source of this 8132-nucleotide messenger RNA. Its product is annotated as myosin-IIIb-like. The transcript is spliced from 37 exons. The coding region runs from base 253 to 4923 and encodes 1556 amino acids. Lineage: Eukaryota; Metazoa; Arthropoda; Merostomata; Xiphosura; Limulidae. Gene Ontology annotation, biological process: protein phosphorylation. The record is from RefSeq and is a predicted model, not a curated record. Gene Ontology annotation, cellular component: myosin complex. Gene Ontology annotation, molecular function: protein binding; ATP binding; cytoskeletal motor activity.